Molecule: messenger RNA, 744 nt
Organism: Brassica oleracea var. oleracea
Lineage: Eukaryota; Viridiplantae; Streptophyta; Magnoliopsida; Brassicales; Brassicaceae
Exons: 1
Source: RefSeq, a predicted model, not a curated record
UUUGGUUUUUCAGGAAUGAAUCUCGGAGUGAAGAUGGUGCAGAAGAAGGUGGCGGUUCUCUACCAUUACCCUUGCCACGACGGUGUCUUCGCCGCCUUGGCAGCUCAUCUCUACUUCUCAGCGAACUCAAUCCCUUCCCUCUUCUUCCCAAACACAGUCUACUCUCCAAUCACAAUCAGCAAGCUUCCUCUCCAAGACAUCAGCCAUCUCUAUCUUCUCGAUUUCACAGGACCUCCCGGUUUUGUCCAACAAGUCUCUCCCAAAGUCAACAACGUAGUCAUCCUCGACCACCACAAAACCGCUAUUGAGAGCUUGGGCGAUGUCUCUUCCACUUGCAAGAACGUUACCAAAGUUUUGGAUAUAGGGAGAAGCGGAGCCACCAUUGCGUUUGACUAUUUUACUCAGAAGCUGAAGGAAGAGUCUCGAGGAAACUGCAGAGAGAUGGAUGAGUUCAAGAGAAUGAGACGUGUUUUCGAGUACAUUGAAGAUGCGGAUAUCUGGAAGUGGAACUUACCGGAGAGCAAAGCGUUCAACAGUGGGAUCAUAGACUUAGGGAUCGAAUACAAUUUCAAUCAGAACAGUUCGCUGUUUCAGCAGCUGCUCUCGCUGGAUCAUGACACUGUGAUCAACAGAGGGAGAGAGAGUUUGUCUAGGAAACGUAAACUGAUUCAAGAGGCGCUGGAACAGUCUUAUGAGAUUGUUCUUGGAGGUGGUGCUGAAGAGUUUGGUCGGUGUUUGGCUGUA